CAGUACGUUAUCUGCUAAGGCACCAUGGAUCAGAGCUACCAGCAACAGACCCCGAUUGGCCAAAUACAAACCGUACAACAGCCGGGUCAACAACAACAACAGCAGCAGCAGCAGCAGCAGCAGCAGCAGCAGCAGCAAACGCAGUACGGAGCGGCCCGAGCAGCGGCUGCCGCCGCCGCAACCCAGAGUGGCCCACCCGGCCUUAUAAGCGCGGUCAAAGGACUGCUAGCGCCGAUGGCGCGCGAUGGGCGCGAUCUAAACAUCUCGAAACUGUUCUAUCUCUUCUUUUUUGCUGCAUUUGGUUCGCUAUUCCCACUGUUGGGGGUCUACUUUAAGCAGAUGGGCAUGAACGCACUCCAAUGUGGUAUCCUCAUGGGUAUUCGGCCCUUAAUCGAGUACCUCUCGUCGCCUUUUUGGGCGGGCGUAGCGGAGCGCUACCGCAAAGGCAAACUAAUUCUACUAUGCUCAUUGGCGUCCUGGUUGCUCUUUACGAUGUCGUUCAGCGUAGUCCAGCCCCCGGCGGCGUCCUGCAUCAUCUUCAACGCGACGCACCACCUACUCUAUCCCGCCCACACAAAGGUGCUCGAUAUGGCCGAGACGGAAGCCGUCAAUAUACGACCUAAACGACAAUACAGUCACUUACCGAUCUUAUCCGCCGCCGACAUCUUUUCAACUACCCCAACGAUUGCCACCUCAGACAACACUGUAUUGCCGACAGCGGCACAGGCAUCAAGACUAAUUAUCGCAGAAAAAACGCUGACAACAUCAGAUGCUAAGCUACAAACAGCAGCAACUAAGUCAUCGAAAUUAAAUUCCAAUGAAUCCAAACCGAGUUUCUCGACAAUUUCACGAUCAGCCCCUACUGCCACUACCACCAUCAUAAUCACCGCUACCUCAACCUCAGAUAACACAAUAAAUCGCAAGCAACGUCCUAAUAAUCUCCACAACACAGUUACGGAAACAUCCGCUGUACAAACUUCAGUCAACGACGACAACGAACAACAACAACAACUUUUACUACCUGAUAGCACCGCCAAGCACUGGCAGUCCGACAAGCUCGAUGUUGAGGCGUUGAUGGACCCCCCUGUUUUCAACGGCGAUUUCGUUGGAGCAGCGGUAUCAAAGCGAGCAGGUCCCCCUCAGCAUUGGAAUCACAGGCGGCCAGGUCCUCCUCCCCCACAAGGGGCGCGCAUUUCACCACACAAUCGGCGUCGGCCCACUCAAAUACUACCCCCCAAUUACGUGAUCGGCAAGUCUCCAAACACGGUUGAGUAUACGGUCAAUUACGACAAGCAGAAACACGAGGCGUACGUGUCUCCGCCAUUCUCGUCCGUUGUCUACAAGUUGGAUGAUGUUGAAGCCGCCUUCUUUCUCAUGAUUCUACUCGUUAUACUUGGAGAGUUCUUUUCGUCACCAGCGAUCACGCUGGCUGAUUCGGUGACGCUUACCUAUCUCGCCGACCGACCUGACGACUAUGGACGUCAAAGGAUGUUCGGUUCUAUUGGAUGGGCAGUGGCGAUGCUUUUCCUGGGUAUCGCCCUCGAUCGCUCGACAUCGUUUCCGAAUCAUCCAUGUAUAAAGCCUUCCGACCGUGAACGGAACUAUACUGUGUGCUUUGUGACAUUCAGCUGCCUGAUGGGAUGCGCGUUUAUCGUCGCUACCCAGUUUCGAUUUGAUUACGAUUACGACGAAGCUGCACAAGCAGAAACGGGCAGUCAGUCUGAUGUACAGAUGAAGCAGCUACGAACAGGAAGUAUCAAAGUGAAGAACUCCCAGCGUGGGUUUUCCAACGAAAUCACUAUUGAAGACAUAGCUCCAGGUAUACCGACAGCAACAGAUCAUCUGACUUCGGAACAACAUCUCAACGAUCCUGAACCUGCCAAGAGUAAUGUGUUUGCACAUCAUAUGCGGCACCUUCCGCAGAUCAUGUCCGUACUGAACACGAUUGCCACACCACGUUAUGCCACUUUUCUGUUAGCGGCAUGGUGCCUGGGUUUUGGGAUUGGGUUGGUCUUUACAUUUCUAUUUUGGCAUUUGCAAGAGCUGGGUGGAACGCCGACACUUUUCGGUUUAGCGUCGGUGGUGAAUCACAUUUCGGAGAUCGGCGCGUUCUUCUUCAGCUUUAAAUUUAUUGGCAAGUGGGGCCACCAAAAGGUGCUCUGCUUUGGUCUAACCGGAAAUGUACUACGCUUCCUUUAUCUGGCAUACGUCUCCAAUCCGUGGCUGAUUUUGCCCUUUGAACUACUGCAGGGCGUCACGCAUUCAGCCGUAUGGGCUGCCUGUGUCUCGUACGUCGGUGCCGCAACGCCGUCAGGGGUUCGUGCCUCAGCUAUUGGGGUCCUGCAAGGUUUACACCAUGGCUUCGGUCGAGCGAGCGGGGCCGUCAUUGGAGGACUAAUUAUAACUCAAUACGGAACCCAGUUAACAUUCUUGGGCUACUCGCUGUGCUGCCUCGUUGUUUUGGCAGUCUUUAUUGCUACGCACUACACUUUGACAGGAGAAGGCGAACAAAAAGGAUUUGUCGCAUUCGAAACGGACCAGGUUGCAGCUGAUUCAGCAGCAGGCGCCGCUGCCCAUCUUGCUCCCCACGGAGUACCCACCAGUCCAAUGGCCAGAUCUCUUUCUAAACAAAAUCUAAGCCUUACCAAUCAGGGUAUGCCCCAGAUGUCCACCCAAGGGGUACCGACUAAUACUCAGGGCGGUUACCUUGCCGUGCCCUAAGCGCCGCGCAAGCUAGAAUAAGUCAACCCAAGACAACAUAAUACAAAUAAGCAGUAUCCUUAACGACUCAACGAAUAUCGGAUCUAUUAGUGAGGGAUGAAUGAAACGACAUCAAAUUUGAUUUUCGUAACACAUGAUCUCGCUGUUUCGCGGCACACCGUCACAGAGGAUCCGUCACUGCGAGCGAUUCGGCGCUGCGACACUGCGUCGUUAAUUAGCAGGACGAAAGAAUUACAAUAAACAUAGCAGAUUCCCAGCACUCCCGAAACUUCGAACAACUGAAUCGAGAUAUAACGUGCGCAUAAAAAAGAUGCACGACGUUUAUCGACUGUCACCAGACAGUCCGAUAGCGCUGAAGAGGAACCUGCAAUAGGUAGCCGAUCCAGAGUCAGCCGGUCGCUGGAUCAAUCAGGCAAUCCCUUGUGGCUUUUUACGCCAUUGCCCAAAGACAGAACAUAUUCAUUGUUGACAGUCGUGUGAAGGUUUCGAGCUGUGUAAGGAUCCCGUUUUGAUUAGCCGACGAAACCGGAAAGGAACGGGUAAAUAGCCAAUAAAGGCUUAAAUAAUAUAGAAAACGAUCUCAAAAUCGAUAACUAUUUACGCCCAGUAAUAGGGUAAACUAAUCAGGAGUCAUUAAAAUUCAGGAUCCGCAUAGGUAACACUUGAAUGGUUUUCAUUUCAAGUGGCGAUUCAACUCAACCAUAUUUUACGGAAGUCAGAAAGUAGUAAGUUAAAAAAUGAAUAAGUUACCACGUGAGUAUAAAUGAAUAGUCAUUCGAAAUAAACUACAGCGCAACGAAGAUACAUUUGUGAGUUUGCGGUUGCCCAACUAGAUCCAGUGGAUCACAAAUGAAGCGGCUAUAUUUAUGGCUAGAUAGCCAGAAAUGGGCCUAGUCGAAAAAAUAAUAUUAAAAAAAAACCGUUUCUUUGUUGUCCAUUCUAUUGAGAAACUAAACAUAUAUACAAUAACGGAAAAGUAACGUAUUCACCCUUAACGCCGUGGUCCCUAAUAUUUUCUCAGUCCUUAAUUGCCAACCUCCUAAUUGAUUACCGAGCAGCAGAUACGUUCGCCAGAUUUCGUGUUAACAAACGUGAGAUUUACACAAAAAAGGCGAACAUGAGAGAUAGAUUGAUUCUGUCUUAGUGGUUAAAUGCUAGAAACACAGUCCUACGCAUUCGCAUGGACGCAAUAAAAGACGCUUUUAAAAAAUAUCCUACAUCCCAGGUAAAGGUUCAGCGCGUCGUCAAGUUUUUCUUGAAGCACCUGAACCAAGAUAAGCCACAGCAACGGUUUAUAUUAUUACGCAUGCUAUCAACUGGGGCCAGUACUACUGUUAUGGCAAGAUAGUCGGGAUCUAUCCAUUGCCAGCUUACGUAGCACGUACUCGACGGAUUUCUAGUCAUCCCUGUCAAUGGUGAUACUCUCUCGCUUAUAAACGUCUACGCAAAUAAUUUUUGUAAAAAAAAAGAUCUCUGCAAACCAAAACACGAGUAAACAGCACUAUCCGGCUUCAUGUAAUACAUACGAAACAAAUUAACGUACGCAAAUCGUAUCAUGUUUAUUAAACGUCAUAUCAUUUGCUCUGUCACCUGUGGGCAAAAACGAUUGUUAUUGAAAAUGCGAUAAGCAAAAUAUACGCUUGCUGUGAAAUCAGGGUAUUUGCCCACCAGCUGGGAGCGACGACGCUACCUACAGUAUCCGUUGCAACAAAUCUAAGUAUACAAAUGUUGAACAUGGGCCCACAGGGGCAGCCGCUACAACUAAAGCACCGAGCAUUCAUAGAAUAUUGAUAAUCUAAUACACAAUAAACUCUUACUCUGAGCGCAAACACAGAGAUUCGAAGAAUCGAUGUUGCCUUGUGAUGAUAUUUAUUGUUUCAUAUGAUAUCAUCCAGCAGCAUUAACCUUCUCGUGCAAGUGGGUGGCGCAUCGCUUAUAUAUAUAUGUAUAUAUGUACAUGUACAUACGUACGAAAGAACACAUUGCGAUUCUUGUCAUUGCUUCUACAAGUUCUAUGGAACUGGAGAACAAGAGACCCAGUAGUAUCAUUUACGUUCAUUAUUAUUAUUGUUUACAUGCAUUAUGAAACAACAUUCUACAGAUCGAUACAUACGAUGAAGAG
This is a messenger RNA of Varroa destructor (honeybee mite), 4843 nucleotides long. Its product is annotated as major facilitator superfamily domain-containing protein 6-like. Gene Ontology annotation, cellular component: membrane. The record is from RefSeq and is a predicted model, not a curated record. Lineage: Eukaryota; Metazoa; Arthropoda; Arachnida; Mesostigmata; Varroidae.